Molecule: messenger RNA, 3110 nt
Organism: Cariama cristata (Red-legged seriema)
Lineage: Eukaryota; Metazoa; Chordata; Aves; Cariamiformes; Cariamidae
Gene: FLRT2
Product: fibronectin leucine rich transmembrane protein 2
Exons: 1
Coding region: 428-2416 (662 amino acids)
Molecular function (GO): protein binding
Source: RefSeq, a predicted model, not a curated record
GGCCAGAUCUGGCAGAUAGCUGAUAUGAGAACUUUGCUGACUUCAGAAAGCUGAGUGUAACACCAACAGACUUCAGUGAAAGGAGAUAUUAUCCCUCCAAGCAACUCAUGCACAGACAACAUUUGGUAGCUUUAAAUUAACAUGUUGCUCACCUGCAAAGACACAGCUAUUGUUUCUUUCAGCACACAUGGAGGAAGGCAACAAACUUUGUAACCCUGGCUAAUAAGACUGUGGCUUUCUUAUCAAAAGUAGGAGGUAGGCCAAUUAUAAAAGGAUUAUUUUAUACUUAGCCUCCAGAACUUUAACUCUGGCCUGAACACUGGACAUAAAUAGAAGGCAAUUUUAGUGACCUGAGAUCUUGCUACCUGUGCUUUAUUAUUGUUAUCAGUUCUUUAACAUUUUGGUACUUUAUUUCUUUAAAUUAGAAAUGGGUUUGUGGACUAGAAGGUGGCCCACAGAUUGGGCUAUUGUCAUGAAAUCAUGGCUCAUCUUUUCCCUGGGGCUCUACAUGCAGGUCUCCAAAACUUUGUCCUGCCCAAAAGUGUGCCGCUGUGAUCGAAACUUUGUCUACUGUAACGAGCGAAGCUUGACCUCAGUGCCUCUUGGGAUACCGGAGGGUGUAACCGUCCUCUACCUCCAUAAUAACCAAAUUAAUAAUGCUGGUUUUCCUGCAGAGUUGCACAAUGUCCAGUCUGUACACACAGUCUACCUGUAUGGCAACCAAUUGGACGAAUUUCCCAUGAACCUGCCCAAGAACGUCAGGGUUCUCCACUUGCAGGAAAACAACAUUCAGACCAUUUCUCGGGCUGCCCUUGCUCAGCUUUUGAAGCUGGAAGAGCUGCACCUGGAUGACAACUCCAUCUCCACUGUUGGCGUUGAGGAUGGGGCAUUCCGGGAAGCCAUCAGCCUCAAGCUUCUGUUCUUGUCCAAGAAUCACUUAAGCAGUGUACCAGUAGGCCUUCCGGUGGACUUACAAGAACUUCGAGUAGACGAAAACCGAAUUGCUGUCAUUUCAGACCUGGCCUUCCAGAAUCUCACAAGUCUGGAGCGUCUGAUUGUGGAUGGCAACCUCCUUACUAAUAAAGGCAUCGCUGAAGGCACCUUCAGCCACCUCUCCAAGCUCAAGGAAUUCUCAAUAGUGCGGAAUUCACUGACCUACCCUCCUCCUGAUCUUCCAGGUACACAUCUGCUAAGGCUCUACUUACAGGACAACCAGAUAACCCAUAUACCACUUACAGCCUUUUCAAACCUCCACAAGCUGGAACGUCUUGAUAUUUCCAACAAUCAACUUCGGAUGUUGGUAAAAGGUGUAUUUGAUAACCUCCACAACCUGAGGCAACUCACUGUAAGGAAUAAUCCUUGGUUGUGUGACUGCAGUAUUAAGUGGGUCACUGAAUGGCUCAAAUUUAUUCCCACUUCCAUCAAUGUAAGGGGUUUUAUGUGCCAGGGACCAGAGCAGGUCCGAGGUAUGGCAGUCAGGGAGCUUAAUAUGAAUAUGUUGUCAUGCCCCACCACUACCCCUGGUCUGCCACUUAUCAUCACCCCAGUCCCAGCUACAGCCAUGCCAACUACAGUAGUUCCCACCUCAUCAGUUCCUCCCCCAGGCAGCAAACAUAACCCUCUCACUCCCACCAUAGCCACCCUCCCCACUGUGCCUGACAAGGAGGACGGAGAAAGGGUGACAUCUCCUAUGUCUGAACGGAUUCAGCUCUCCAUCCAUUUUGUGAAUGACACUUGCAUCCAAGUUAACUGGAUGUCUCUUUUUACCGUGAUGGCAUAUAAACUCACAUGGGUUAAAAUGGGCCAUAGUCUGGUAGGAGGAAUUGUUCAGGAACGAAUAGUUAGUGGUGAGAGGCAACACUUAAGCUUGGUAAAUCUGGAGCCCAAAUCCACCUAUCGAAUUUGUUUGGUUCCACUGGAUACUUAUAACAAUUACCGAACUGGAGAAGACACUGUCUGUUCAGAAGCCACAACCAAGGCUUCCUUUUUGAGCAAUGGCAGCAACAUCCCCUCCAGCCAUGAGCAGACGAAUUCUCAGAACCUGGGCUCACCAUUUCUGCUGGCAGGGUUGAUUGGGGGUGCCGUGGUAUUUGUCCUUGUGGUCCUGCUCAGCAUUUUUUGCUGGCACAUGCACAAAAAAGGGCGUUACACCUCCCAGAAGUGGAAAUAUAACCGGGGCCGUCGGAAAGAUGACUACUGCGAGGCAGGGACCAAGAAGGAUAACUCCAUCCUGGAGAUGACGGAAACCAGCUUCCAGAUUGUCUCCUUAAAUAAUGAUCAGCUCCUUAAAGGAGAUUACAGACUGCAGCCCAUUUAUACCCCAAACGGGGGCAUUAACUACACAGACUGCCACAUCCCCAACAACAUCCGAUACUGCAACAGCAAUGUCUCAGACCUGGAGCACUGUCAUACAUGAUAGUGAGGGGAGAUGGGGGUGCCUAAGACAAAGAGAAAAAACUCUGGAAAAAAUAACCCCCGAACAGCAAUGAAAAAAUUACAUUUGAUAAAUGUUACAAAGAUGCAUUUAUGCAUUUGAAUACUCUGUAAUUUAUACGGUGUACUAUAUAAUGGGAUUUAAAAGAAGUGCUAUCUUUUCUAUUUCAAGUUAAUUGCAAAUGGUUUUGUAACUCUUUGCUUUUUAAAUCUUUAAAAAUAUUGCUAAGUACUGUAUGGGGUUGUACAAUAAGAACCCAAUGUCAUGGCAAAGGAAAGAAUGACUCAUUCUUUAAAUAUUAACCACUUUGCUGUCGAAGCUAUCUGAGGGAUGUUAAAUUUCUAGGUGUCCUGUAGUACAGGAGAAUAAGUGCAUAUUAAAACAGGGUCACUAGGAAUGGUUAAAAACGAUUUGGAUGAAGUGGGUACAACCCUUCUGACUUGAACCUAGCAGUUGCUGUUGAGCUUCAAACAACUGGAAAUACUGCCAUUCCCCUUUAUCAGUUCUGCAUUUCCUACCUCCAACUGGAAGCUGGAGUUCUGAGUGCUACCAAAAAGGCUACUUUCUGGUUUGAUUAGUUUUCUCCCAAUAUACUUGGAAUAGGAAAGGUAGACAGAGCUCAGUGUCAAACUCAAAGUGACCUUGAUUCCUGUUUGCAAAAGCUACUCUGAAAAUG